Messenger RNA from Alternaria alternata, 2211 nucleotides. RefSeq lists its product as hypothetical. The transcript is spliced from 2 exons. Gene Ontology annotation, molecular function: protein tyrosine/serine/threonine phosphatase activity; mRNA guanylyltransferase activity. The record is from RefSeq and is a predicted model, not a curated record. NCBI's taxonomy places the organism in Eukaryota, Fungi, Ascomycota, Dothideomycetes, Pleosporales, Pleosporaceae. Bases 1 to 2211 code for a protein of 736 amino acids. Gene Ontology annotation, biological process: 7-methylguanosine mRNA capping; protein dephosphorylation.
AUGGAGCCUCAUUCGCGUCCUGGCUUGUUCCGCAAUGGCACGUUGCGUCUUCCACAGGCUCCCCUCGCUGUCUCACCCGGCAACCCAGUGACACAGACCGCUUCAGACCUUAAUCUCUGGUACGGUCAGAGUAUAAAGCAAUCUGCUUACCGUCUUCUCCAACUUUUCAAUCCAUUCGUAGUUAGCGGAGGGCGGUUGACUCUGACUUUUGUGGGCAUGCUCCAAUUGACAGCACUGUGUGGAUUUGGAUCUGUGCUUUGGUAUCGGAGCAAAGGGAAGGGGAAGGGGAACACCCUCACUACGCAAGAUGCACCUGAUACCGCGGCUGAUGAGGCUGCUACAACGGACUCGGGCCUGCUGAAGAAAUAUUCCACUAUUCGCUCGUAUACCGUCUCCUCUACCGGCUUCACAUAUCCCAGACUCCGGACCUUUUACCGUCCACAUCAUCAGGAGGACAAACUCCCCAAGUAUCCGUGUCCAGUUCCACUGUUGGUUUUCGUCCAUGGUCUUGGGGGUUCUAUCGCUCAAUUCAGUCCUAUUCUAAUCAGCCUUUCCAAUCUCGCUCCAUGCUUGGCCGUAGACCUCCCUGGGUGCGGCGUGUCGAGCUUCGAGCCAAAAGCAUGGGACGCCUACACCACGGAAGCUCUGGUGCAGCUUCUUGCCGUCGUUAUAGAGACUCACCGUGCAGUCGAUAGCAGACAACCUGUCGUUCUCGUCGGCCACAGUAUGGGAUGCUCACUAGCCGCACUCCUAGCUUCUUCGUCUUCGCCGCAUGCACAUCUCCUUUCGCAAAAUGUCAGCGGACUGAUUGCUAUAUGUCCCAAGGCUGAGCCCCCUACCGAGAAAGAGGCCAAAAAGCUGCGUUCAGUCACGUUGACACCCGUUGUCCUCUUCGACCUGAUCAGACGCUGGGAUAGGAGAGGCGGUGUCAAUAGCAAGAGUGUUCUACGCAUGGCAGGAGUGGACGCUGACGAUGAGACUAAGAAACUGCAGCUGCGCUUCAACAAGCAGAGUCGAAGUUCCGUGUGGUUGAGGAUGGCGCGAGGCAUGUGCCCCGAUUACUCAAGCGGCUCACCGAAAGGAGGCCUUCCUGGUAAGGCAGUAUGGAAGGGACUUGACAUUCCGUUGUUCCUUGCCGCUGGUGAGACAGAUACGGUCACUCCUGCGUCAAAUGUCAAGCAGAUUGUCGAAUUUCUGGGAAGGGAUGUCAGCGCAAUCCAGCCGCCGAGCGAAAAGGCGAGCUUGCCCAUUGCAGCAGCUCCGUUCGUACCUUCCGCAGUCCUCCCGAACGAGCCGAAGCGUACAGAGCACCAGGACUCUGGUAUUGAUGCAACAGACCUACCCAAACUCGAAGAUGAUACCAGGACCAUCGAAUCAACUUCCGUGUCCACCAAUAAUGGAAGUCUCACGUCUACAGAGGAGAAUACAACAGAAGGGAGCAUAACUACGGCUGACGGGCCAAUGCUCUCCGAUACCACAAGCCCAUCAUCACACACUCCGUCGCCUCAUCCGCGUCGGCUAGUUGUCAAGACUGCUAUUAUGCCCAAGCCGGCCGCUCAUUCCUUACUGUUUGCGCCGUCUACAUCCCGCAUAAUAGCUGGGCUGAUUGGCACCUUCUUUGCCGACUAUAUCGAUCCUCGUCUAUCGCUUGCUUGGCAACUCAACUAUCUGUCAACUGAGGGGAAAUGGGACGUCAAGAAUCUGGAAAAAUGGAAGGCCGUGCGCCCAGUAUCGGAGCCUAUUGCUGGUGUCUUUCGCGCAAUGAAGACACUUCGUGAGGUCGACGAAGAGCACACACCAAAGGUGCUCACCAAGAACUGGGCAGGCAAGCUCUGCGCAAUCAUCGACAUCUCGCACGACAACCCUGUAUACGAUCCAAAAGGUCUGGAAGAAGGCGGCAUCCUAUAUCAUAAAUUUCCGACAGUGUCAAAACAACCUCCACAGUCAGCUGAGGUCAAAGAGUUUUUCGACCUCGUUGACAAGAUCCGAGCUGAAGGCAGACCGGGUCUGAUUGGGGUACACUGUCACUAUGGCUUUAACCGUACCGGCUUCUUUCUUGUGUCGUACAUGAUCGAGCGACUAGGAUACCGGGUAGAAGAUGCGAUCGACACCUUCCAGCAGGCUCGCCCACCAGGCAUCCGACACUCGCAUUUCAUAGAUGCACUUUACGUUCGGUACUGUCAGGGUCUUAGGCGCGCUCCGACAUUGUGA